UACAUCCGGAGAAACAAACAAGGAAGUAAGAAAUCACAGGGUGGACUACUGCUGCACUCCUUUCUGCUGAAACUGUUUUUUAAGGGAUUUAACAUUAGUGCUUUAGUGGAUCUAAUGGAAAAAAAAAUAUUUAUGGCUGGCCUGCUGUGGAUUAUCUUUAGGUCAUGUUAAUCCAGACACUUUGAGAUUCAGCAACUGUGAAAUGAGACUACGCUGGAUUAUUCCAUAGAUGAUGUACUGUGUUGCUUCCAUACUGUUGCUCUUCACAGCUGGUAUAGCAAGUGAAAAGAUUCUACAAGGACCAAAAAAUGCAGCUGUUCUUGAAAAUGGCACUGCUUCUUUCAAUUGUACAUUAACGAGAAAUUGGCAAGUGCUCAUCUGGAUGCUGAGAUCAUCCCUGGUACUAACAGUCAUAGAGAACUUUGGACCUAUUGAAACACUGGGUCAUUUCACCUCCCGAAAUUACACAAAUGGUGAUUCCCUCAUUCUGGAACUUAUCAUUUCAGAAGUUUCCCUUAAUAAUAGUGGAGUAGUAGCUUGUAAGCUUCAAGGAGGUGGAACUGCUGAAGCAAACUUAUUUGUUCAAGUAAAUGGAACAUUGGCCAUCACAAAUCAUAAUCUUGUGGUAGUGAAGAAUACCUCCCAGCUGAUUACCUGCCAGGCCAUAGGAUGGCUACCCAUACCAGAAAUAAAGUGGAAGACAAAUGGAACACUGAUGAAGAGCUACAGCAAUAACAGCAUCCUCCGGUCUGAUCAUCUCUAUGACACAAUAAACACACUCAAGGUUCAUCCCUUAUUUGAUAUGGAAAUUGAGUGUAUCGCUUCAAUCUCAGCACUUCCUGAACCAUUGAUUGAUAGAGUCCAUGUAACUGUCAUUGCAGAGAACGGAGAGACGAGGUUUGACAGAGCUGUUCUGAUAGCAGUAACUGUUACUAUUUCAGUCUUAACAGUAAUAAUACUGCUGAUUAUCGGACUUGUUCUUUUUUGCAAAAGGAAAAAAGAACCAGGGUCCAGCUAUCAAGACAAAAAGAGCUCAGCAACUCAAGAGCAAACACAAAAUGGAAGUGCCUCUAUGGAUUGGAAUAAGGGAGGACAAGUGAAUUUGGCCUAUUCCACAGAGAACUCCUCGGGAACCUACUCAGGAGAUUUGUCACGCAAUCAAAACAUGUCUUUUUCUAAUUCAAAGGUUUCAGAUGUGAGAAAUAUAUCUACAGAUGACUCCAUGGAUUUUGCAAAUUCUCAUUACAGUGCACAACAUUCAUUAUCUCCAAAGAAAAUAAGGCAUUUAACUGUUGUUUAAAGAUAGAAAUGUCCACUUUCAAGGACACCAUCUUGUUACAACAGGUUAUCUGAAACUAGUGUUUAUAUUUGGAAGAUCCCAUACUAGGCUUUUUUGACUUUUGACUUGGCUCAAAGUAUUCAUUCUUACCUGAUUUAUUUUGUUUUGCCUGAACAAAUAAUUUCAGAGAAUCUUUGUCCGGUGAUGAGGAUAAUGACCAAUGUUAUGUCUCAUUCUUUUAACUCAUUUAAUUUUUCUUUGGCCAGCUAUUUCCAUCAGGUAAUACAAGCUGUACGUAUACUGAAGAUCAUAUCACAAGAGUGCAGAAACAUUCAUACAAAAGCCUCAAUUUUAAGGAUUCACAAACAGCUAUUACUGCUACCUUAACUUGCCCACCAAAAAGGGACAUCCGCAGUAGAGGUGUACAAGUUAUGCUAUCAUUAUGUCAACUGGGGUUUCUUAAUUUCAUGUUUGUUAAUGUGUUCGUGUUUGUGUGUAUUCUGCUAUAUAGACUCAAAUUUGGACAACUAGUGGUCUCGCCAAACAUUUUGGACUAUUUAAUCUUGUGGUUGCUAAUGUUAUUUUAUUUCUGUUAAAGUACAGAUGUGAUGCCAUGUUAGAUACUGUAGAUUGAGUGGCUACAUUAUUACAGUCACCUUCUCCUCUCAUAUUAUUGUCAAUUCAGUCAGGGACAAAUAUCAUUUGUGCAGACAUUUUUGUGUAAAACACACAGAUUCGUAUCAAUGAAUCAUGUCUACAUGUACAAUUCCAAAUGCACAAGACUGAAUAUUUCAGUGGUUUUGAAUCAGGUUAGGGUAAUGUAGCUUGUGCCAGAAGCACUAGCAUGUGUGAGUCUGAAAAUGUUGAGGUUUUUAUGCUUGAAAGUAUCGUUGAUAUAGUGAGAGGGAGCCAACACUUUACAGCCACUACUGGACAUGUUUUUGGAAAAAGGCUGUUAAUAAUAGCAGUCAACAUGACAAAAGCAACAAGACAGUGUUGUCAGGCCCCCAGUUUUCCAACCCAAUUGUGGGAAAUAAUAAGCUUUUGCGGUUUGUGUUUUUUGGGCUAUUUUUUAUAAAACAUUAUUUUUUGGGAUAUAUUCAAAUUCCCCUCCACAUUUUUACCAAGUUUUUCAUCCAUCUGGCACCAUCUCCAGCUAUUUGUACUUGUAUAUGUUCUUUAUCAUUGUAUGAUCAUUGAAUGGGAGCUGGACUUCAAUGGUAUGUAUCUAACCCUCUCGCUUUUGACACCACCCCCCGCUUUCCAGUGUGUCAUUUGGUCUACCUCAGGUAUUGAACAAUGUUUUUUUGGACAAAUUUACUAUAUUUAUUCUGUCCUUCGGCUAUAAAUUUUCUAAGGACCUAGCAAACCUGCCAGCAGAUGCCACAAAGUCAGUCAACUAACAGAAGAAACUGCAGUGGUAUCAGAAUACAUAACACGUCAUACCUUGUCACCAAAAUGGUAUACCAGCAGGUGACACAACAGUGUUAGGGAAAACGAGAAGCUGCAAUGGGAUAGGGAACACAAACGUUGCACACUGAAGCACUGAAAAAAUAUAAUUGUGUGGGUGUAUGUUUUUGUGGCCUUCAUGUGAGUAAAGUCAUUUUUGGAUGUCAUUCUACAUUGGUAUGGAAUAUCAUGGCUGCAAUGUGCCCAUCUCUGAACGUCUUUUAUCAGCAGGCUAAAAGUCCAUAAUACAAUGCAGGGAAUAUCCAAGAACAGAUUUAGAAAAAUGACAGUUCAUUAAUCUAAAUGCAGUCUUCCCAGUCACUAGAACUCAAUCAUUCCAUUGGAGAUGGAACAAGUUAUUCAGAAUAGAGUUCCAACAUCAGAAAAUAUGCAAAAACUAAUGGACAUUUUGGAAUGGACACAUUACUCUGUCCAUAUCAUGCUUUUUAAAAGGAAAAUGAGAACUCACUCAUGGAUAUUAGGUAGAUGUAAUAAUAAAUAAUAAAUUGAUAAUUGCCCACUUAGUGUGUAAGUUAAAUCUUUCUAAGGCAGUGACAAAGGGUAUAUUGCGUAUUGAUUAUCUCAGAUACUGGGAACAUUGGAUUCACUGGAUGGAAAAAUUCUGUCAUCAGAUUGGACGGCUAACACAGACUCUACAGAAUGCUCAGGACGGUGUGGGUGGCUACUUGACUGAGGUCUCCAGGACAGUGACUCUGCCUGACUUUGUCUUUGAUUCCAUCUUCUACAAUUGACCAUCAACCUCCAGAGGUUUAUUUUCUCCAGAGAUGUUACUGACUGGUGUUUUUGUUUUCCUCUCCUCCAUUGUCAACUGGCCAUAGUCCAGAAUUCAGUAAUUAAUUAAUGGAUAGCUUUGCUGGUUUCUAUGAAUAUUAAUUUCUACUUUGAUUUAUGUGUGUUUUAACAAAGCUGUGCCUUUAUGACUAGUAAUUCUGUAAUUUGUAAAAUUUAUACUUGCAUUUUACCUGAGAACUAUCACAGUGCUCUGCACCUCCACUCAGUGAAGAGUGCUAUACGAAAAUAAAUUGAAUUGAAUUGAAUAUCUAUGACUGUAUAUCACUUAAGCAAAGUUUUAAAUAACAGUAUAGCUUUUAUAGUAUGGAUGAAAUGAGGCAGGAAUGAAAGUGGACAGUGUAACAGCACAUUGCAAACAAUAGCUGGGUGAUAAUAAGAUCCACAAUAAUUUAAAAUAUUAUUGCAAUUAAUGAUGAGAAAUAUUACCCUUUAGUUACAGGAGAUGUAUCUCUUUGCAUAAUAAAAUAAUAUCUUUUAAUUUACAUUGGCUUUGGUAAAAUAAACAUGAGCUAGUGUUUGUCUCUUUUAUAAUGCAUGAACUGCAUAAAAAUUGAUAUAUAUCACACACCAUAUCUCAGAUUUGAUUUUAUACGUUGCACAAGGUGAUGGUAGGGUUUUUCUCUGCCAUAGAAAUCAUAUACUUACAGUUCACAAAUGAAACUGGAGCAUUAUUUUUAAAAUGUUUACUGUUAUAUAUAAUUAUUAAAUGCUAAUUAAAAAGAAUAUGAUGCCAAAAAUGUUGCUAUGUUAAUACUUCAAAGAAAGACUCUGCAAGUGAUGUUUUAUUGAAGGAUACACAGCAAAUGCACCAAGCUGCAACUAAGGCUCCAUUCUCUGUCUCUUGUGACGAUGUAAUGCUGUAUCGGGUAUAUUAUGAACAAAAAAAACAUUAAUGAGAAUUAGAACUGAGAGACCUGUGAGAAAGGGGUAGAAGAAAACCCCAAAGAACUUCUACUGAGUGAAGGCCAGAGUAGUUGUGAAAAGUGGCCAUCCAAGGAGAGUGAGGUUAAAGAG
This is a messenger RNA of Erpetoichthys calabaricus (reedfish), 4555 nucleotides long. It is a transcript of the gene igsf5b, whose product is annotated as immunoglobulin superfamily, member 5b. Lineage: Eukaryota; Metazoa; Chordata; Cladistia; Polypteriformes; Polypteridae. Gene Ontology annotation, biological process: cell-cell adhesion. The coding region runs from base 230 to 1300 and encodes 356 amino acids. The record is from RefSeq and is a predicted model, not a curated record. The transcript is spliced from 9 exons.